Messenger RNA from Manihot esculenta (cassava), 702 nucleotides. RefSeq names its product 60S ribosomal protein L26-1. The record is from RefSeq and is a predicted model, not a curated record. The transcript has a single exon. Gene Ontology annotation, biological process: ribosomal large subunit biogenesis; cytoplasmic translation. The coding region runs from base 87 to 527 and encodes 146 amino acids. Gene Ontology annotation, cellular component: cytosolic large ribosomal subunit; ribosome. Gene Ontology annotation, molecular function: structural constituent of ribosome; RNA binding. NCBI's taxonomy places the organism in Eukaryota, Viridiplantae, Streptophyta, Magnoliopsida, Malpighiales, Euphorbiaceae.
CAAACAAUCUCUUUCGCUUCCACUUGCCCAUUUUCGCAGAGCUCCUCUCCCAAAGCCCUAGCACUCCACCACCAUACACAGGCACAAUGAAGUACAAUCCUAGGGUUUCUUCUUCACGGCGCAAGAACCGGAAGGCCCACUUCACGGCCCCUUCUUCCGUUCGUCGGAUUCUCAUGAGCGCACCUCUUUCAACUGACCUUCGCCAGAAGUACAACGUACGAUCUAUGCCUGUCCGCAAGGACGACGAAGUGCAGGUGGUGCGUGGGACAUACAAGGGACGCGAGGGAAAGGUCGUCCAGGUCUACCGCCGUAAGUGGGUUAUUCACAUUGAGCGCAUCACCAGGGAGAAGGUGAAUGGCUCCACCGUCAACGUUGGAAUCAACCCUUCCAAGGUUGUCAUCACCAAGCUCCGACUUGACAAGGAUCGCAAGUCUCUGCUUGACCGCAAGGCCAAGGGUCGCGCCGCCGCCGACAAGGACAAGGGCACCAAGUUCACAGCUGAGGAUAUUAUGCAGACCGUUGAUUAAUUUUGAAACCUUUUAAGUGGUGAAGUUUGUCAUUUCUAAAUAUUCAAUGAUAGGAUGCUUGCUGUUCUAAGAGUUUUUUUGAUAUUACUGUUAUUAUUGUUAGUGGUAUGUUUACUUUAUGUGAACCUGGGUUUUUUGGCGAUCUUUAAUCCUAUUUUUCCUCAGCUUCUGAUAA